AGAUCAGCUGAAGUCAGUGGGACUUUUGCCUCCAGUAAGCAGUGAGCAAUGACUUUGAGACUGCCCCAUUAACUCUUCUUGCUUAGCUAUAAACGCAGGCAGAACUGGAAUGAAGCUGUUCUUCUCUGUGACAACACAGUCAAGGAGAUUUUAAAUCGAGGAUCAGUCACUCAAAAACCAUUGAGGCAGUUUUCUGAUGAGGGGGCGCACAAGGCACUAGGACCUAGGAGAAGUCUCAUCCACCCUGGCAGGAAUUUCUUGCUUGGAGCUCAGACAACAAAGGCAGAGGGAGCUUGGUUUUCUUUCUCUCAGCAUCUCCACCCUGCGAGCUGAAAACCGCUUCAGAUCUUUAGGGGUCACCAAACUAUGGAACUUGAUUUUGGACACUUUGACGAAAGAGAUAAGGCGUCCAGAAACAUGCGAGGCUCACGUAUGAAUGGCUUGCCUAGCCCCACUCAUAGUGCUCACUGUAGCUUCUACCGAACCAGGACCUUACAGGCACUGAGUAACGAGAAGAAAGCAAAGAAGGUGCGUUUCUAUCGCAAUGGGGACCGCUACUUCAAGGGGAUUGUAUAUGCUGUGUCCUCUGACCGCUUCCGAAGCUUCGACGCUUUGCUGGCUGACCUGACCAGGUCCCUGUCUGAUAACAUUAACCUGCCUCAGGGAGUUCGUUACAUCUACACCAUUGAUGGAGCCAGAAAGAUUGGGAGCAUGGAUGAACUGGAAGAAGGGGAAAGUUACGUCUGUUCAUCUGACAACUUUUUCAAGAAGGUGGAGUAUACCAAGAAUGUGAACCCCAAUUGGUCCGUCAAUGUGAAGACAUCAGCCAACCAGAAAGCACCUCAGUCUCUGGCCAGCAGCAAUAGUGCUCAGGCAAAGGAGAACAAGGAUUUUGUGCGGCCCAAGUUGGUGACCAUCAUCCGUAGUGGGGUGAAACCCCGAAAGGCUGUUCGUGUGCUCUUGAAUAAGAAGACUGCACACUCGUUUGAGCAAGUUCUUACUGAUAUCACUGAAGCUAUAAAACUGGAGACAGGAGUGGUCAAAAAGCUGUAUACUUUGGAUGGGAAACAGGUGACCUGUCUCCACGAUUUCUUUGGGGAUGAUGAUGUGUUUAUUGCCUGCGGUCCAGAAAAAUUCCGCUAUGCGCAGGAUGAUUUUUCUCUGGAUGAAAGCGAGUGCCGAGUAAUGAAAGGGAGCCCUUCAACCGCUGCAGGCAGCAAGUCAUCCCCAACACCACAGAAGAGCUCAGCAAAGAGCCCUGCCCCUAUGCGCCGGAGCAAGUCUCCAGCCGAUUCAGGUAACCAACAGGAUGCAAAUGGUACAUCAAGCAGUCAGCUCUCUACACCCAAAUCCAAGCAGUCUCCAAUCUCCACGCCAACCAGUCCAGGGAGCCUCCGUAAGCACAAGGUAGACUUGUACCUGCCUCUGUCUUUGGACGACUCUGAUUCUCUUGGGGAUUCCAUGUAAAGGAACACAAUGCCAACUGUCCGUGCUACGAGCUCUGUUAAAAAUACAGUACAGUACUUCUGCCAAAUGAAGCAGAUAGGUGACUGGGUGCUUUCAAAUCAAUCAAAGGACACACAAUUCUAUGUAAUUUUUUUUUCUGUGAUUUAUCUUCUGUGCCACAAAUCAACACUUAUCAACUUAUAGGGAUAGAGUGAUACCAUUCUGCUGGAUAACUUUACAGGGAUGCAUAAGGGGCAUUGCCAGCAAUCUCAGGCUACCAUGCCAAUGAUUUCCCCUUCUCUUGUAUUAGUUCUUCUUCUGCUCUAACUGCAUGAAUUUACUAUUGGCUGUAGAGACCUUGAUAGCUCCCUACUAGUUCUACAGAAGUGAAUCCUGUUGAUUAUUCUAAAGCUAAAAGAAAACAAAUGUCCCUUUCUACCUUCUCACAAUGCUGAUGAAUAGUAGCAGCUCUGUGACUGCAGAUCUGCUUCUCAUUUUGUGUCUGAUUUUCACACAUGCGUACUCUCUAUUGUCAUUUUCUGUGGCUGAAUAGCAGGAAAGGAAAUGGCUUAUUACCAUAAGAGGCUUAGGAUGCCACCAGAAUGUGGAACAAAGAAUAUUGGACCAGUUUCAGAAAUGCUGCCUAAGACAGUGAGCAAAGUUUGUAUAGCACAAUGAUGACAUCAUACAUUUAUAUCAGGACAUUUCUAAUAAGUAAGCUAAGAUAUAUAUGUCAGCUGAGUGUCUGGCAUGAACCAGAUUUAUCAUAAAACCCAAAGAUAAUGCUGGCUGAUAAUAAGUUAUUAUAUCUACGGCAUGGUAUCUCUCUAUCUCUGCUUAUAAUCUUAAUGCCUUGUAAACAUCCAACGCUGAAAACACUGUGAGAAUUUGUUUUCAGGUCUGACACCUCUAGGUCGCUUUUUAUAGCAAGAAAUCAAUACACUUUUUAUAAGAAAAGAACUUGUAUCUGUGUUUUAGGAGUAAGUAUUCAAGCUCCUUCUUUUUUAUAAAAGCUGGUAAUUUUCUUUUGUUUAAAAAACACAUUAAGAAAAAAAAUGACAAAAAAACAACUACUGCAAACUAGUAAUAAUAACAACUUAGUUUAGAAAUCUUGUUGUCACUGCCAAACAGGCACUUGCAGGAAAAAAGGAAGUCGAUUUGAAAUAAUGAAUGUUUUGAUAGUUUUUGUAAUGUUUAAGCUAGCAUUUUUAAGGUUUUUCUUUACACUUCAAUACUCCUAACUAUGGCCAGAUGCUCUACUUAUAUCACAGAUGAAACUUUGAGGUGUUCAAAGAAACUCUUCUAGCAGAAAAGAAAAAACUCUUAGGGGAUUUAGUGAAAGUCAUCACUUUUAUUAAUCAGUAAUGAAUCCUACGGGACUCAUCGCUAUAUUCCACAGAGCUGGUGGUUUUUACUAUGCCUAGACUGUAAUGGUUUAGGCUAGUUGGUAUUGCCUCUGUUUCUUACGGAAUAAGCUUUCAGUGAGACUGACUACUACAGAACCGGACCCAAAUGAAGUCCUUGCAAACGAACGUUUUGUGUUGCUCUCUUUUACAUUCGUUCAGCACAUAUGCAGAUUUCCGUAUUUCUUUUCAAUCCCUUUGAGUAGAAUGAAUUAUGGAGUCGUGGUGUUUGAUGCCACAUGAAU
Gavialis gangeticus (Gharial) is the source of this 3094-nucleotide messenger RNA. RefSeq names its product doublecortin (gene DCX). Gene Ontology annotation, cellular component: neuron projection; axoneme. The transcript is spliced from 7 exons. The record is from RefSeq and is a predicted model, not a curated record. Lineage: Eukaryota; Metazoa; Chordata; Crocodylia; Gavialidae. Bases 367 to 1467 code for a protein of 366 amino acids. Gene Ontology annotation, molecular function: microtubule binding. Gene Ontology annotation, biological process: retina development in camera-type eye; photoreceptor cell development; neuron migration.